Molecule: messenger RNA, 638 nt
Organism: Rosa chinensis
Lineage: Eukaryota; Viridiplantae; Streptophyta; Magnoliopsida; Rosales; Rosaceae
Exons: 5
Coding region: 156-365 (69 amino acids)
Source: RefSeq, a predicted model, not a curated record
GAGAGCCCAGUCCAAGCUCAAGUUUGGCCUGCAAUCGAUCUAUAAAAAAAGCUGGAAGCCGCAUCCUUACUAUCUUUUAGGAGAUUCGAGAAAUCGGGAAGGUCUUCCAAACCGUUUGGACGCCAACGUGGUUCAGGUAAUUAGAAUAAACAAGCAUGGCCGGUGGUGGAAAUUUCGUUCACAGAGUCAUGUCAUACCUCGUCAAUGAGCUUCUGGUCGAUAGCCUCGCCAACAGCAAAUCAUUCCAGAGGUUUGCUGUGAGGACAUCAAAGCAGAUGGAUGAGCUUUCAAAUUUGGCUGCCAAGAAGAAGGAACAACUUGCCGAGCAGAUGAAGGAUAUCUCCAAUUCUCUCAAAGAUCGGUAAGACAUAAGUGGUGAUCGCAGCUGUCAUUGCGCCAUCUGUAUACAUCCUUCUUGAUGCUGUCUUUGAGAGCUCUAUGGGAGCAAAAUAGUGUUUAUGAGUUCUUUUUUUUUUUUUGGUUGCUUGUAAGAUGUGCUUCUGAUUGCACUUUAGUUUGUUACUAAACCUCCUUGUAUAUCAAAGAGUAGUUUAUGACCUCCCUCUCUAGUUCAAGCUACUUGUAUCCCUUGACUGAAAUAAAUUUAUAGUUGGUGAUCUCGAUUAUUUGUUGUUGGA